Messenger RNA from Haemonchus placei, 1941 nucleotides. NCBI's taxonomy places the organism in Eukaryota, Metazoa, Nematoda, Chromadorea, Rhabditida, Trichostrongylidae. The record is from the annotation of a GenBank genome assembly.
AUGUGGCGGCUAUUUCUAACAGUCUCGACAGCUUGUGCCUGUUCCCUUUGUCCUCUGAGAGUUCCACCGCGACCGCGGCCUCUGGACCAGUACAAACUACCAUCUAUACCGCACCUGAACCUUGAAACCAUGCCACAGUUUUGUGAGGAUUUUACUCAGUCAACUUGCUUGUUAUUGGGGUGGGACUCUCUCGGAAAGCCUGCAGCUGGAGUCAGUGACGGCAACUACUAUUGGCUUGGUGACUACGAGCUGUGCACAAAGUUACGAAGAGAUGGCAAAUUUGAUGGGCGAUACUGUAGAGUGGAGCUGGAAAUCCCUGAUGCACUGGUCGAAGAGGGUUGCCCACAAACUGACCCACUGGCCAUUGUUCUUGGUGUUUGCAUGCCGAGUUCUUGUACCGAUGAUCAACUUCAUCAGCUGAUUCAAGAUUAUUCGCCAUACAAGUCCGUCAUCGAUUGUGAGUUGGAUGUUCAUCUUUCGACUUCAGCUCUCAUCAUGUUAGGUGCGAUAUGUUUUUGGCUAACACUACAAAUACUCGUCACUGUGCUUGACUUACAGUCGUCUUUUUGGAUGAGCCUCAACAUCAAAAUCAACGCCAGUCGAGCACUUUCAACUAAACGUGCUCCGCAGAAUCUUCAUGCACUUCAUGGUCUUGAAUUCAUCACAUUCAUUUGGCUGGUUACAGCGAUGGUCUAUAAUUUUAUGCAACCUUACAUUGAAAACGUCGCCUUUUCUUACGACGCUGUCUCUUCGGUAGCUGCUCAUCCAACCAACAACUAUUCGUAUCUGGUCGACGGACUUCUGGCUCUAUCCGCUCUUUAUACCACCUACCUACUCUAUGGAGAUGUUGCCACAAUUUUUGAUAUCCUCGAUGUAAUACGAGUUACUUUGUUAAGAUUUUGGCCAGCUUACGCGUUUUGUGUGCUAUUCAUGUGGAUUCUAUUUCCUGAAAUGUCAGCAGGUCCUUUAUGGAUCCAUACAGAUACGGUAGAGCGGUGCACCGACAGUUGGUGGAAAAAUCUUCUAUUCAUCAAUAACUUCUACGGUGUCAAAAACACGUGUGUCGAUUUCGGUUACGUCGUCUCCUUGGAGGCACUUUAUUUCGUUCCACUAGUGAUUUUAAUCUACGUAGCCAGAAAACGGUUGUUACUAGCCAAAAUCAUCGCCAUCGUUAUCAUGUCGUUGACGAUAUCGUGGAGUUUCUAUCGGACAUUCGUUGGCGCUCUGCCGCCGGCUCCUCUUCUCACUGCCGAACCCGUACCGGUGGAGCUGACUGAACGAAUGCUGGACGAAGUUCUCGUGUCACCAUUUACUCGAGCCUCACCGACUAUCGUCGGCUUUUUGUUUGGCGUUUGCAUGUGGAACGAGGAUGGCACCUUAUACAAAGACAUUUUUGGAAAGGCAAGUUCAAGAAGAGCUCUCCCCCAAUUGAAUUGCGAUUCUCUACUGCAAAAAUUCCAUGCGAUUCCUUUUCAGUUGUUCACGGUGAUGAUGACGAUGUGGGCAGCAUUAUCAGGAUUGUUCGUUAUGUUCUCGUUGAUGCCGUUCGCCACUUCGUCCGUCGGCCAUCCACUGUUCCUCGCCUUCUAUGCGGCUUUCCAUAGACCCCUCUGGGCUACCUCCCUCCUUUCCUUCCUCUAUCUUUCCCAUCAUGGUUCAUUCGCCUGGAUUCAUGCCAUCUUAACGUGGCGGAUCUUUUCACCACUGUCAAAGCUCACAUGGAUCGCUCUGGUCUUUACCGAACCCAUUAUACUCUACUUUUUCUCAUCUUUAUAUCGUCCGUCCUACGCUACCAACUGGAGCACGAUCUAUGCGGCGGUAUCGGCAAGUACAUUGGCUUACCUGGCUGCACUACUGAUCGACAUCUUUCUGACGAGACCGAUCAGAUGCCUUCUACAUCGAGAACAGCUCUACCGAUACAGAUCGGCUCAAACCAGUUGA